Messenger RNA from Poecilia latipinna (sailfin molly), 5489 nucleotides. RefSeq names its product BDNF/NT-3 growth factors receptor-like. The record is from RefSeq and is a predicted model, not a curated record. NCBI's taxonomy places the organism in Eukaryota, Metazoa, Chordata, Actinopteri, Cyprinodontiformes, Poeciliidae. Gene Ontology annotation, biological process: positive regulation of kinase activity; protein phosphorylation; positive regulation of neuron projection development. Gene Ontology annotation, molecular function: ATP binding; brain-derived neurotrophic factor receptor activity; brain-derived neurotrophic factor binding. The transcript has 18 exons. Gene Ontology annotation, cellular component: axon; signaling receptor complex; plasma membrane. The coding region runs from base 612 to 2999 and encodes 795 amino acids.
CCCACCCCCCGUAUGAGACGGCUCGGAGCUGCGCCCGUCCUCGGUGAUGAUCGAUAGACGGAUGCAGGUAGCCUUCCUCCCCUACACAAGCAGCAUCACCACGCAUCCCUUUACUCCGUUGUGCAGCUUUCCUCCCCAUCAGCGCACAUACGCACACGGGGCUCCUGCCUAUUGAUCUCUGAACAUCUGGAGCAGCUCAUAUUUGUUUUACAAGGAAGGCAGUGGCCGCAAAAGGAGGAGUGAGAUAGCAACAGCAGCGGCGGCAGCAGCAGCAGCAAUAGCAGCAGCAGGACGGAGCACUUGACACCUUUCUUCACGGCAUCGAUAUGCAGUAGCGUGAUACCAGCUCUGCGGAGACGGAGAAGGCCAGUCCAUGGCAUCUUCAUAUUAAAACCGUGGGCUCUGCGCAUUCCCAACCGACAGCACAGUCUUGUUUUUUUUUUUCUUUUCUUUUCUUUUUUUUUUCCUCCCCUACCUCUCAUUCUGCAGAAUCGGAAGGAUUAACUUGGCCAAGAUAAAAGGCGGCAAGUGAAGAAACGCUAUAAUAAUUCAGCUUGACCAGAUUCCGUUCUGUCGUGGGGGAUUCGUGGGAUAUAUUCACUGGCCCCGCGAUGGACUCCAGCGCGGGGAAAUAUGGCAUGGCUCGUUUUGGAUUGUUUGUGCUUUUUAUGGGGCUGUGGAGAUCCGGCGAUGCCUAUUGCCCCGAAUCUUGCACUUGCAGCAUCUCACGGAUUGUUUGUAACGACCCCGAACCGGGGAUCGAGGAUUUCCCUGUCCUUACGUUAGAUGACAUGGAAAACAUCACCGAGAUACACAUUGCCAAUCAAAACAGAUUGGUUAACAUAAGUGACAGCAGUUUGAGGCACUACAUAAACCUCAGAAAUCUAACGGUGACAAGGACAAGAUUAACAUAUAUAUCCAAGGAUGCAUUUUAUAACAACACAAGACUUCAAUAUGUAAAUCUCAGAGAUAACAACCUCUCCAUGCUGUCAUGGAGAACAUUUCAGAACUUCAACAGUACAUUUCCGCUUCUUCUAUCUGGAAACCCUCUGGAUUGUGUUUGUGAAAACUUGUGGAUCAAACUGAGACUCCAAGAAGACAUAGACGGUCCAGAGCUGACAUGCACUGAUGAAAGGGGAGAGACAAGGGACUUUGCCACACUCACUCCUCCAGACUGUGUGGUUCCCAAAGUAGAGUUGAGCCCCAAAAAUGUGACUGUAAGGGAGGGGCGUGAUGUCAAAGUUGUGUGCAGUGCCUCAGGCUCCCCUGUUCCUGAAAUCCUGUGGACCCUUGAUAUGCUCUCAACCCACUAUGAGAUUGACCCUUUGGAAACAGAAAGCACCCUCAUCUUGUCAGGCCUGUCUCCCGAUGACAACGGCAGGGUGAUCGUAUGCAGCGCCGAGAACAUAGUCGGUCAGAUUGAAGCCACGCUUCAGCUCAAUAUCCUCUUUCCCCCUAGAAUCGAGCAGCUGCUGGCUCCAGAACAGGCCCACCAGUGGUGCAUCCCAUUCACUGUGACGGGGAACCCCAAACCUAAGCUGCUGUGGUAUCAUAAGAAGGUGCUUCUCCAGGAGCAAGACUUCAUCCGCACCAUGAUCCACGAGUCCACCGAGAACGAGGACCACGGCUGCCUGCAGCUCGCCAAUCCCACUCACAUCCACAACGGCGAAUACAAGCUCGUGGCGAGGAACGAGUACGGUCAGGAUGAAAAGACGGUCACCGCCCAGUUCCUUGAUCCGCCAAACAUUACAGGAAACCCAGAUUAUGAUGAUCACAUAUAUACUUAUCCAGAUCCACCGCCUCUGGACGACAGUGUUGCAGUAUAUGUCGUUGUGGGAAUUGCCGGUGUUGCCCUGACUGGCUGCGUCCUCAUGGUCAUCAUUUUGAAAUAUGGAAGAAACUCAAACUUUGGUAUUAAAGGCUCCUCCUCGGUAAUCAGCAACGACGACGACUCUGCCAGCCCUCUUCAUCACGUCUCCAAUGGCAACAACACCCCGUCGUCCUCAGAGAUGGGUCCAGAUGCAGUGAUCAUCGGGAUGACAAAGAUUCCUGUCAUUGAGAACCCGCAGUACUUCCGCAACUCCGGCAGCAUGCUGAAAGCUGACACGUUUGUGCAGCACAUCAAGAGGCACAACAUCGUGCUGAAGCGGGAGCUGGGAGAAGGAGCCUUCGGAAAGGUCUUCCUUGCCGAGUGCUACAACCUUGUGCCAGAGCAUGAGAAGAUCCACGUGGCCGUCAAGACUCUGAAGGAGGCCACUGAAAGCGCUCGCGCAGACUUCUACAGGGAGGCGGAGCUUCUCACCAACCUGCAACACGAGCACAUCGUCACCUUCUACGGAGUGUGUGUGGAGAGCGACCCGCUCAUCAUGGUUUUUGAGUACAUGAAACACGGAGACCUGAACAAGUUCCUCAGGUCCCACGGUCCUGAUGCGGUUCUCAUGGCAGACGGUCAGCACAGUAUCUUGGUGGAGCUCACCCAGUCUCAGAUGCUGCACAUUGCCCAACAGAUUGCUGCUGGCAUGGUCUACCUGGCCUCCCAACAUUUUGUCCACAGAGACUUGGCAACAAGGAACUGCCUUGUAGGGGAAAACCUGCUGGUCAAGAUAGGAGACUUUGGCAUGUCGAGAGAUGUUUACAGCACAGACUACUAUAGGGUGGGCGGUCACACGAUGCUGCCGAUCCGCUGGAUGCCCCCGGAGAGCAUCAUGUAUCGGAGGUUCACCACGGAGAGUGACGUGUGGAGUCUGGGUGUGGUGCUGUGGGAGAUCUUCACCUACGGCAAGCAGCCCUGGUACCAACUCUCCAACAACGAGGUGAUUGAGUGCAUCACGCAAGGCCGAGUCCUGCAGCGGCCCCGUACCUGUCCUAAGGAGGUAUACGACCUGAUGCUGGGCUGCUGGCAGAGGGAGCCCUACAUGAGGCUCAACAUCAAGGAAAUCCACAGCAUGCUCCAGAGCUUGGCCAAGGCCUCCCCCGUCUACUUGGAUAUACUGGGCUGAUCCACCAGCGUCUGCGUAUGCAGUUUGUGUGCAUGUGUGCUUCGUAUGCGGAUGGGUGUUUGGGUGCUGGAGAGCAUGUCGGGGGGCAGAGAGGACGCUAGAAGUGAAGGUAGCGUGACUACGUCUAUGUACAGAAUCCGGUUGUAAAUGUGACUGUAAAAUGCAAGCUGUCCGUGUCCUCAUCCCGUGAAGAGAAGCCUUAACGUUUAGGUUUUUGCUGCUUUUUUUGUUUCCUUCUUUAUUUGCAGAAUCUCCUUGGCAUGUUUCAUAGAACGAAGUGAAAAAUACAUGCAGAUUUAUGUGAUUUUACUUAAAAUAACGGUCUAAAAAAAAAACCCAAAACAAAACAAAAACGAGCAGAGAGGUCAUUGUGCAUCAUGUGAAUCCAUCGCCACAAUGUUUUUCAUACUUGCUAAGAAGGGGAGGGGGGUAAUAAAAAAAAAAUCAAAAAAGCAAGAAACACUCAUUGACUGAGAAUAUAUGGAAACGUCUAUGUAGAUAAAGCUUUUUAAGUCCAGUUGAUUUAAAUCUGGUAUUUAAGUCAUGCACAUGUAAAAACAUUUUACAGACAAGUAAAAAAAACAAAAAAAAAAACAAGAAAAGAUCAUUUCAAAAUUGUGAAAUAAAAGGGAAUAUAUUUUACAUCCUGAAUUAAAAAUGACAUAUUUUGUGAAUACAUUGGUGGGAAACAGUUUGGUUUUAGAGAGCAGGGCCAUCUGAAGCACAGCGCGUUAACUCUGGAGGACUGGUUGUUUUUGUUUUCCAUUUGUCUGUCAUUCACCUGCAGUGCCAUUGAGUAAAAAAAAAAAAAAAAAAUCUUUAUUUUGUGGCUCAUCUCUGAAUGAUGUUUCAGAGCCAGAUUUCAAGGCUCUUACAGGACGGAUCGAGGUGAGGCAAUGGGCCGAGAGGGAUUUCUUUGACGCUGCUUAAAGACGUUUGAGGCUUUCGGCAUUUUCAGUCUUCGCUUUGCAUCGGCUUGUUUUGAAUUUCUUACCUUUAGUUUUAUGUGCCCUGACCCCUUGAUUUUUCUUUUCACAUUUUGAACUGUUACACCAAACUUUAAUGUAUGCUACCGACAUUUUACCAGAUAAACCACUGCAAGGUAAUGCAUGCUUAUGAAGUGGAAGGGAAACAAAUGUAUGUUUUUCAAAUUUUAUUUCAAAUAAAACAAAAAAAUAACAACAACAACAAAAAAAAAAAAACAGCAUGGGUAUCUACCCCAUUCACUCUAACUUCAACAUCACUAUUGAAACUUUACAUGCGAAACAAUUUAUUUCCAGGAAACUGUGCAAGAUGCUUCCACCUGUGUUGUGGAUGCUGCUGCUCCUCCAGAGCAUCUUUUCUGAUUUAUAGCUGGGUCACACGUUAAAAGCUUAGGAGUGUGAUUUUUUCUUUCUUUAUUUCAAUAUGCUGCUUUAAACCAGCUCACAGCUUUAACUCUGACCCGUCCAGUGUGUUCGUUGGCCUUCACGAUUCUGUUCAACAACAGCCGGAUUUUGUGCCGAGGGUAAAUUACGCAACAAUCGGGUCUUUUUACGAAUCAGUUGAGCACUGAAGAGAAUUGGCUGCAUGAGAUUUUAUUUAGAGGCAUUCGAGCAAAUUUGUGCCACACUUUUUAGAUUUGUGAAAAUCUCAAAAGAUCACAUCUCUUCCACUUUUACAAUUGUGCACUACCUUGUGUUGGUCUGUCACACAGAAUACUAUUAUUAUUAUUUGAAGUCCAUUGUAGGCCCAAGGGGUGUGAAAUAAAAUGCUGCCAGACCACAGCGGAAAGAGUAAAUCAGCAGCUGACUGGGCUUAACGUACCGCUAUUGUGCUUUCAUCUGCACCCUAGCAUCAAACUAACCAUUACGUGUUUUUUUUUUUUUUAAGAUGUAAAUGAGUCAGACAAUAAGUUUUGUUUGUCAGGUGCAGUUUGUAGCAUUUUUAUAACCCUCCCACGCCGUCAACGCCCCAAAAUGCACAACCCAAGCAGCCACCCUCUACCACUGAACACCCUUUGUCUCGACCCCAGCUGUAACCUUCAGCCUGGCUGAGCUGAAGCAAAGUGUAAACCUGAGGAAAAAUAAGCUUUUUUUUUUUUUCUGUGCAUCUCACUUAUGUGUUUUUUUUUUUGUUUGUUUUUUUACACACUGUCCUGUAUAAUAUAGUCUUGUGUGGGCUGUAUAUAAACUGCUGUCCAUCCUGUACAGUUCUGAUAACUGUCUAUAUGAAUAGUAGGCUACGUUUAAUAGUAUAAUCUGUCCCAAGCAGGUACGUCAGAAACUGUGUGACACCUAUCGAAGACAAUGUGUUAUGGGCCACCGGCAAUACGUACUAAAUGUAAAUAAUGAUUUUAUUUGUGCGCUGUCGUACGAUUUCCUCGUGCUCGUUCAUGAUACCAGUGAGAAUACAAUCCUCCUCCCUUUUCGGCGACUUUUGAUCUGCAGAGGACGUUGUUUGAACAAUGUGCUUUAUUUUUCUCUCUGAAAAGGAGAAUAAAAAAAAUAA